GCGGGGCGGAGCGGAGCGGGGCGGAGCGGAGCCUGCCCCGGUCUCUGGCGGGAAAACCCUGAGGAGAUUUCCUCUCUUAAGGGCUGUGAGGGCUGAGGAUGGGGGCUCACGACGACUGAGUCCCACUGCCCUGGCACACUGUAGCCGGAAAACUGUCGAAGUCUGUGGUAAAGGAUAAAUCCAUGAGAUAAGAAAAGAUGGCGUCCAGAGUAAAUACCAGUUUCACUCUGAUACCCAACCAGAAAUGUAAACAACGUACUAACCAUCAACCCAGCUAUUUUUGCAACACCCCAAAUUUAGAUCUUCAACUCUUAUCUACGCUUGGAAAUUUUAAGGUCUUACCAUUGGAAAUAUUCCACAUAAUUUUAAGAUAUUUGUCAGUGAAGGAUAUUGGCAUGUUAAGCAUGGUAUCCAAAACAGUCAGCCAGCACAUAAUUAAUUAUAUCUCAACCUCAUCUGGAAGUAGAAGACUUUUAAUACAGAACUUUCAUAACCUUGAUCUGUCUGGCACAAAAGAAGAAACUCAUCUACUAGAUCACUACAGAGCUCUAGGUCUACUUUUUAAAAGAUGCACCUUGCUGCUUCCCACCAAGGACAGACUAAAGUACAUUCACAAGAUCCUCUCAGAAGUUUCCUGUUUUAAAUUCAGCGGUUGUUCGGCUCCUUUGCAAUGUGUAGGAUUACCAUGUUAUGGGAUGUUUUUACAGACCUUAACAGCAGGUUGGGAUGAACUUGAGUGCCAUCGUGUUUAUAACUACUUAUGUGAGUUGACUAAUCUCUCCCGUAAGAUGCAGACUGUUGUCUGUAACAAACCAGGAAGUUCCCGAAAACUAGAGUUAAGGAUUAGACUGUUCUGUAGGAAUGUCCUACUUGAUCAUUGGACACAACGAAGUGAUUCUGCAUUUUGGUUGACUCGAAUAUUAAAACCAUGGCCAAUGGUGAAUCAAGCAAGAUUGCUAUAUAUUAUCUUUGGACCGACAGCUCCUCAAGAUGGGCAGGUGAUUUGGCAGGAAAUGGUAGAAGGACCCACAGAUGAAUCCAGUUUGAAAGGCUUGGCUAAUGCCAUUAAGUUACUCUAUGACACAAGUACCAAAGAGUGGACGGCAGAUGAUGUUAUCAGUCUUGUAGAUGAACUAUCAGUGGUUCCCCGGGAGUGGCUUCUGGAGAACAAUGCACGCCUCCUGAUCCUGAGCGGGAACAACAUCUGCUUCACUUUCAUGGCUAGUAAAGCAGUGAACGGACGGGCCAUUGAGCUCGCAAGGCUCAUAGUCUUUUUGGCUUUGGUGUGUGAGAAAGAGCUAUAUUGCAUGGACUGGACAGUUAGAAUGAUGCAGAAAGUCUGCAAAGUCUUCAGCACUGCAGCAGAGAGAAAGAGCUUCCUGCAGAGUGUGGCAAAUGCUUUUGCCUGUGUCACCAUGGAAAUGCUGCAGCCUAUUAUGUCUGGAGAGCGUGAUGAUGAUGACAGAGGCUUCCUGAAUUUGUUCCAUCUUCUGCAUGCUCAGGCGAACUUCCAUAAGGAGGUGCUGUAUUUGACCAUGAAUGCCUCUUCUUCCUAAGUCAAGAAGCUUGUCACUUAAAGAAUAUGUCUCUAGACUAUAAGAGAGUGGCACUUUUUCACAUCCAAGGGUAGCACCUGUUGGACUUUUGAUAAUCUAAUUACCAGAAACUCCAGCUGCACAGGAUUUUAGCUGUAACUGUUUCACUCUGAUUAAUGUAAAAUAACAGGCAAACCCAAGAAUGUGUUGCUACUUUUCUGGCAAACUAGCUCUGCCUCUCCAGAUCAUCAAACCAAAGCAGAAUGUUAACUGUCCAAGAAUCUGCAGCCAGCUCAACCUAUUUGUGUGGCUCUUUGAAGCAAGAGCUGAUUCUGCUGUAUUAAGAACAGAUUCGCAUUUGUUAACUCGUGCUGUCUGUUCACUUGACAUCGGCUGAGCAAAUAUGGCCCAAAUGUUUUGUGAGGAUUUGUAAUACUGUGUUUUAGAAUGUGCAUUAUGUAAGUCACAUUCCUUACCAUCUUCUUAGCAUAUGGCUACAAAAUAAAUUUUAUAUUUCAUUUAUAUUUUGUAUGAAUU
Onychomys torridus (southern grasshopper mouse) is the source of this 2072-nucleotide messenger RNA. It is a transcript of the gene Fbxo47, whose product is annotated as F-box protein 47. NCBI's taxonomy places the organism in Eukaryota, Metazoa, Chordata, Mammalia, Rodentia, Cricetidae. The coding region runs from base 198 to 1556 and encodes 452 amino acids. The transcript has 11 exons. The record is from RefSeq and is a predicted model, not a curated record. Gene Ontology annotation, molecular function: protein binding.